AUGUUCCGAGCUCUAAUACACGGUGAUUUUAACAACGAUGGUUAUCUGGAUCUCGUCAUCACUAAUAAUGGCGACAAUACCGUGAGUGUACUACUAGGGAAUGGCACCGACGUUAUCGCGCAAGGGGUGUUUCCCACUGGUAGCCGUCCGCAAUCGGUAGCAGUCGGUGAUUUUAACAAGGAUGGUCAUCUGGAUCUCGCCGUUGCUAACAACGGUAAUAACAGUGUGAGCGUGCUACUAGGAAAUGGCACCGGCAUUAUCGCGCAAGCGGUGUUUCCCACUGGUAGCCGUCCUCAAUCGAUGGCGGUUGGUGAUUUUAACAACGAUGGUUACCUAGACCUCGCUGUCGCCAACAACGGCGAUAACAGUGUGAGUGUACUAUUAGGGAAUCGCACCGGCGUUAUCCUGCUAGGGGUGUUUCUGACUGGCAGCCGUCCGCAAUCGGUAGCUGUCGGUGAUUUUAACAACGAUGGUUACCUAGAUCUCGCUGUUGCCAACAACGGCGAUAACAGUGUGAGUGUACUAUUAGGGAAUGGCACAGGCGUCACUGUACAAGGGAUGUUUCUGACUGGUAGCAGUCCACAAUCGCUUGCUGUCGGUGAUUUUAAUAGCGACGGUCGUCUGGAUCUCGCCGUCGUCAAUAACGGCAGUAAUACAGUGAGUGUACUGCUCGGAAAUGGAAGAGACAACGUUACCAUGGAACUAGCGUUUGCGACUGGUAAUGGUCCACUAUCGGUAGCUGUUGGUGAUUUUAACAACGAUGGUCGCCCGGAUCUCACCGUGGCUAACAGUGGCGAUAAUACUUUGAGCAUUCUUCUAAAUAUGUGCAACUAA
Messenger RNA from Didymodactylos carnosus, 834 nucleotides. NCBI's taxonomy places the organism in Eukaryota, Metazoa, Rotifera, Eurotatoria, Philodinida, Philodinidae. The record is from the annotation of a GenBank genome assembly.